AUGAAUUUGGAUUCUGGAGGAGGAAGUGGAGAGGAGGAGGAGGAGGAGGGUGAAGAGGAAGAAGACUCCCACAGCGAGGAGUUUCAGACAGGAAAUGCAUGUGGCAGGGAACAGAGGCAGUGCAGGGUUGCAGAAGUGGGAGAGAGCUCUUAUGAAGGAGAGAGGGAAGGAGAAAACGCCACAGUGAGGAGAAAGCUGAGGAGCAGGGAAAGAGCAACACAGAAAACUGGAAGAGAAAUCCAGGGUGCGAACGACGAGGCACAGAGGAAAAAGAAAAAGAAGAAACGAAAAUGGAUAGGCAUAAACCUGACGAACUGCAAGUAUGAGAGCGUGCGGCGAGCGACCCGGGUCCUAGGCCUGAGGGAGGUCGGUGACGAUGAGGAUUGGACGGUCUACUGGACAGAUUACUCUGUCUCCAUGGAGCGGGUCAUAGAAAUGAAGAGGUACCAGAGAAUCAACCAUUUCCCGGGGAUGAGUGAGAUUUGCCGAAAGGACCUGCUGGCCAGGAAUAUGAACCGGAUGCUGAAGCUUUUCCGUAAAGACUAUAACAUCUUCCCGCAGACCUGGUGCCUGCCCGCAGAUUAUGUCGAAUUCCAAGCCUACCAGCGAAGCAGGAAGAACAAGACGUUCAUCUGCAAGCCGGACAGCGGCUGCCAGGGCAAAGGCAUCUUCAUCACCCGCAAGCCCCAGGACAUCCGGCCUGGAGAGCACCUCAUCUGUCAGCAGUACAUCUCCAAGCCCUUCAUCGUUGACGGCUUCAAGUUGGACCUGCGGCUGUACGUGCUGGUGACCUCGUGUGACCCCCUGCGUGUGUUCCUGUACCAGGAGGGGCUGGUUCGCUUCGCUACAUCCAGGUACAGCCAGCCCAACAGCAGCAACCUGAAUGAUGUGUGCAUGCACCUGACUAACUACGCCAUCAACAAGCACAAUGCCAACUUCAUCCAGGACGAGGAGACCGGCAGCAAGAGGAAGCUGUCGACAUUUAAGAUGUGGCUGGAGGAGAGCGGCUAUGAUGUGGAGAAGCUGUGGGGGGAGCUGGAGGACGUGGUAAUCAAGACCCUGAUCUCUGCUCACCCCACCCUCAAACACAACUACCACACCGGCUUCCCCAACCAGCUGGGGCCCAGCGCCUGCUUUGAGAUCCUGGGUUUCGACAUCCUGCUGGACUUCAAGCUCAAGCCCUGGCUGCUCGAGGUGAAUCACUCCCCCAGCUUCACCACAGACUCUCAGCUGGACCAGGAUGUGAAGGAGGCUCUUCUCAUCGACACUCUCACCCUGCUCAACCUGGGUGCCAGUGACCGCCAGAGGAUCCUGGAGGAGGACAGGCGAAUGGUUAAAGAGCGGCUGCUACAGAGACAGAGACCGGCCCGCGAGUCACGGAGGGAGCUGUUCCUCAGCACUCAGGCCUCCUGGCUGGCUCAGGCAGAGAAGCACGAGGAAGAGCACUGCGGGGGAUUCCACAAGAUCUUUCCCCGGGAGGAUUCCAAGAAAUACGCCGAGUUCUUUAAGCAGAGCUGCACCCUCUUCCAGGAAACGGUGUCUUCCAAAGCCAGGGAGGAGUGCGCCAGGAAACAGCUGGAGGAGCUGCGUCUGAAGCAGGAGCUGGAGGGCCCAGGCAGGGGAGGGGGCAGGGCGAAGCACAGGGGGCUGCAGGGGGAGUCCGCGGGGGAGAGAGCUCUGCUCUGCCACCACACCACCAUC
This is a messenger RNA of Acipenser ruthenus (sterlet), 1701 nucleotides long. Its product is annotated as tubulin polyglutamylase ttll6-like. The record is from RefSeq and is a predicted model, not a curated record. Gene Ontology annotation, cellular component: cilium. Gene Ontology annotation, biological process: microtubule cytoskeleton organization; protein polyglutamylation. Gene Ontology annotation, molecular function: tubulin-glutamic acid ligase activity; tubulin binding. The annotation marks the transcript as partial. Lineage: Eukaryota; Metazoa; Chordata; Actinopteri; Acipenseriformes; Acipenseridae. The transcript is spliced from 11 exons.